AUGUAUGAAAGAUUUCAAAGAGUAGAAAGGGAGUUGGAAGAAGAAAAGAAGAAUAAAACUAGUGAUGAGUCUGAGAAAGGUGAACACGAGCAAUCUUUGCAGAUUCACACUGAAGCUAAUCCCAUGCAGAGCAUGGCUGCAGAAUCACAAGAUGAUUCAUCCAAUGAAGGAUCCUCUGCUGAUGGUACCAAGCUUCUGAAAUCGAUGACAUCUCUGCUUUCCUCUCUUCAGACAAAUGUGAUGGCUAUGGGAUCAGAUGUAGUAAAUAUUUUGAAGACUCAGAAAGAGGAAAGAAAAGAAGUUGUUGAGUGUGUCAAUAUCCUUAAAGAAUUGGAUAAUACUCUGAAGAAGAAUACGUAUGAGACUCAUGUUGCAAAUCUAAAUUUCUCCAAAUUUGAAAAGGAGCUCUUCAGUCGGCAAUCUGAAAUGAUGAGUCUUGAAAGACAAAUCAAUUUUGAUAAUCAUCGAAGUUUGAGAAGAACAGAAGGUGAAAGGUUGGAGUAUGCUGACUCCAUUGCAAGAAAGUUUCAAGAGAAAGAGAAUGCUAAAGCUGCUGCUGAAAGAGAACAGUCUCGUAUCACCCAAGGUGAGCCUAGCAGAAGAGGUGACGGUGUAUCAACCGGCACCAAAUAUAAGUGUGCGCCAACCAACGAUGAAAAUCCAAGGCCAACCAAAAGAGGCGGAGGUAGAAGCGGUGGUGAUCGCAGAGGACGAAGCAAUAGUGGUGGUCGUGGUGGGCAAUCAGGUAAUGAUCGAGGAGGUCGUUCCAGUGGUAGUGAUCGUGGUGGGAGAUCAAGUGGUAGCGGUCGUGGUGGUCGUGCUCUUCCUCCGUUCCAAAACCUGCUAACUGGUGAAGGAAUAAGCGGUGGAGGUUUCAACUAUCCAAUCGAUCCUCGAGUGAAAAGGGAAGAACAAUGA
Impatiens glandulifera is the source of this 918-nucleotide messenger RNA. RefSeq names its product keratin, type I cytoskeletal 10-like. The coding region runs from base 1 to 918 and encodes 305 amino acids. The record is from RefSeq and is a predicted model, not a curated record. The transcript has 2 exons. NCBI's taxonomy places the organism in Eukaryota, Viridiplantae, Streptophyta, Magnoliopsida, Ericales, Balsaminaceae.